This is a messenger RNA of Podarcis lilfordi (Lilford's wall lizard), 3831 nucleotides long. The record is from the annotation of a GenBank genome assembly. NCBI's taxonomy places the organism in Eukaryota, Metazoa, Chordata, Lepidosauria, Squamata, Lacertidae.
ACUGGUUUCUACUAGCACCGUCAGGGACUAAUCUGAUUGGUGUCCUGAGAAUUCCAUGUGGACCUUGGGGAAAAGUCAAAUAGACUGGGAUUCUGCAAGCUGGCAGUGUGCCAUAGGCCAGAAGCGGUGUCCCCCAUAGAAUAAAAGGCCAGGCAAAGCAUUGACAGGGUGUCAUCUGGAGCUGCAGGCAGACAGAGAGGAGCAAGAGAGAAGACUGGAGGCUAAAUAAAGGAAACUGUAAGUUAUUGGGUUUGAUUGUUGUUGCAUAAGAGCGUAACAGUUAUUGAAAGUUGACAGCAACAGUGGAUCUAUUUCAGUUUAUGGAAGGUGGGAGUAAAAAUCUAUACAGAAUUAACACUGCAAACUUUAAGCACAUUAUAUAUAAAGAAAUCUUGGGUAGGACUGCCAUAUCCAGAAAAAAAAAUUUUGGCAUUUUUUACAAAUUAAGAUUUUGAACUGUUUUUUAAGGAAUUUCACCUAAAUCAACAUUUCUGACAUGGGUUGUCAUGUGUCCAGAUUUUCCUGGACAUUUCAGGAAAUUCCACUCAGACACUGGCCAAAUCCCAGCUGUGUCCGGGAAAUUCUAGACUUAUGGCGACCCUAAUGUUGGGUAAAGGAACAUUUCAGAGAACAUUACUUGCUUGUAGGGCUUUUUUCAGCCAGAACUCCCUGGAACUCGGUCCUGGCAUCUCUCAUGAGGGCACCAUUGCCAUUUAAAGUGAAGAAGAGAGGUGUUUGUGAUGAGUUCUGGCACCUCUUUUUCUAGAAAAAUAGCCUUUAUGCUUGGGAAGCAUAAGUAGAAUGCAAAACAUGUUGUUGCUUGCCAAGGCCCCCAUAUUGUUUUUGUUUAGUCGUUCAGUCCUGUCCGACUCUUUGUGACCCCAUGGACCAGAGGAAAGGCCCCCAUUAUUGUCCACCUAAUGGACAAUAAACACACGGACAUAAGUGUUUUGGUUUAUGGGUUCCAAUAAGCCACAACUUUAUUGGUUACAGAUAUGAGCUGUUUGGCUUAGGCAUUGGCGAAACCAGGCUAUAUCUUGACUCCUGCCUGUCUGCUGGGAGUCCAUCUAAGGGUAAACCAUCAUUAGGGGGUGCCCUAUGACUUACAUCAACUAGGGACACCCCGAGGGGUCCCCGUAGGGGUUGUGACAUGGCCCUAGCCCACGUCCCGGCAUUGGACAGAAUUCACAACCCCGGAUCCCUUUAACAGGAUACCCUUACUGAGGAGGGACAGGCGGAGGCUACAACCUCCCCUCCAUACAAACAAAGGCUAACCGCCACUCGAGCCCAAAUGGCUUGCCGCCAACACCCUCACACCUGCAACCAGUCCCUGAUGCACUCUGAAGUGUCAUUCAACAGGGUAUCAUUGCCGACAUCAUGAAGGUGUACCCCGUCACCGCGAGACAAGGCUUCCUUGUCAAAGGUGAAGACAGGUGAUUGCUUUCUUUCUGGCUCUAUUAAUGGCCAGAAAGGAAAGCUAAGACCAGGCAUCCCCAAACUCGGCCUUCCAUAUGUGUAGGGACUACAAUUCCCAUCAUCCCAGACCACUGGUCCUGUUAGCUAGGGAUGAAGGGAGUUGUAGUCCCAAAACAUCUGGAGGGCCGAGUUUGGGGAUGCCUGGCUUAGAGCAUUGUUGAAGCUUUGUUUAAGCUGCCAACCGGGAAAGGUAAGCAGACUUAUUAUAAGGGGAAUACUUUUUUUUAAGAGGGGUGAACAUACAGCAUUGAACCACUAGAUGGGGGAGCUGUUGUGUGUCCGAAUUGCAACAUGCAAAAGUGACUCUGAUUUAGGUCUCAUUAAAUGCUACUAGGCAAGGGGAAAUAAGUUAAACUGUAUGUUUCAAAGUUCCGUUUAUUGAAAAGGCUAUGUGAAAAAAUUGAUGACUGCAGGCAAAUUUAGUAAAAGUUUUCAUGCCUACAUGUUAGAGUGAAUAUGCCUCCCUCCCCCCACAAUCACCAGCCCCCAGAGAUUUAACUUCCAUGGACACUGAGGUGGGAGCCCCCAAUCCUGAAUAUGGCAACUUCAGAAAACACCCCCCAAAGGCAUUAUUUCACCCCCACAAAAUCUCUAACACAUACAUUUCCCCCCCCCCCCAAAUGCAAAUGAAAUACUAAGCACAGGAAUUUGCAUAUCAUGAGGACUAUCCCUUGUAAAUGGUGAUAGAUGUAUAUUUUCUCUGUCUCUGGCCAGAGGAGGAUAGAAUCAAGAGACCCUCUUUCUCGUCACCCUACUUCAAAUCUGCUAUAUCUGUAUCCCCUCUCUAUGGUAUAGGGUCAGAGGUGGAGCUCAGAUUCAUUCCGUCCCUUGCUCAGAUCUCGCUUCAGUGAGAAACUUACACGGUUUAUACAAAUAUCUCUUGGCCUCAUCUCCCUGACCCUCAACAAUGGUCUAAGCUUCUUGUCUUAUGUAGCAUAAUGCCAGAGGCAUGGUGGGUAAUUAAUACAGUAGCCAACAUCCGUAAGGUGGAUGAUGUUAAUUAUUUCACCGCCUGCACUUGAAAUUUGUCCCGUUGUCAAAAACAUAAUAAUAGCGAAAAUUCUACCCACUUGUGAAGGGUGUACACAAAUGGAGUGGUCAUGCUCUAUAAAAUACAUUGUGUGGAUACUGUCCUCCGUAGACUGUUGUUGCAUGACAGUGGUCACAUACUGUGAAAUGCUGACUCAACACAUUGUUGUUUAUCAAGUACUGACUGGCAAGUGUCAAUAUUCACACAGACAUGUGAUCAUGACUAGACAACAUCCACCAAAACAUUUGCAGAUGAGAAUUUGAAAGGAUAUACAGCGGUACCUCGGGUUAAGAACAUAAUUCAUUCCAGAGGUCCAUUCUUAACCUCAAACUGUUCUUAACCUGAGGUACCACUUUAGCUAAUGGGAUCUCCCACUGCCGCUGCCGCCGCGCCGCCACUCUGCAACUUCUGUUCUCAUCCUGAAGCAAAGUUCUUUACCCAAGGUACUAUUUCUGGGUUAGUGGAGUCUGUAACCUGAAGCAUCUGUAACCCGAGGUACCACUGUACAGUCAUACAUUGAGAGUCAAACGGAAUCCAUUCCGGAAGUCCGUUUGACUUCCAAAAUGUUCAGAAACCAAAGCACGGCUUCUGACUGGGUGCAGGAAGGUCCUGUAGCCAAGCGGAAGCCACAGAAGCCCCGUUGGAUGUUCGGGUUCCAAAGAACGUUUGCAAACCGGAACAGUCACUUCUGGGUUUGUGGCAUUCAGGAGUCAAAACUUUCAAGUUCCAGGGCGUUUGGGAUCCAAGGUACGACUGUACAGUAUUCGUUUGAACUCCAAGCUGUUUCACAAAGCACCCUCUGGUGGCAAACAGAAAGAAAGCGUUUAUACACCCACUUUACUUUCCCCCCAGGUAUCUCUUUCAGGCGGUGGUUGCCCACGAUGAUGCCUUUCAAGGGAUCUGGCCUUGUGCUCCUCACCUUUCUGGUGUCUGUUCUGGCACUGGGAGCCUAUUGUGAAACCCCCUAUGAGAAGUUCCUAAGGCAGCACCACAAUAAUCCCAAGAGCAGCGUUGGAAAGCAGUAUUGUGACGUCAUGAUGAAAAGACGUGGGCUGGACAAACCAGCAUGCAAGGAAGUGAACACCUUCAUCCACGGCACCAAGAAUAACAUCAUAGCUGUGUGCACUGCAUCUGGAGGGAAGGAUUAUGGAAACAGGCUGAGGGUCGCUCUCCGCCCCUUCACUGUCACCACCUGCAGGCUCAAAGGCGGCUCAACUCGCCCACCUUGCAAGUACUCUGAUAACAAAUCCUCCAGAUACAUCGUCAUUGCCUGUAAUCGGAAUGGGAAGCCUGUGCACUUUGAUGAAAGCAUCAUUGUACCAUAG